Prunus mume (Japanese apricot) is the source of this 2981-nucleotide messenger RNA. NCBI's taxonomy places the organism in Eukaryota, Viridiplantae, Streptophyta, Magnoliopsida, Rosales, Rosaceae. The record is from RefSeq and is a predicted model, not a curated record.
CACAGAGAGAGGGAGAGAGAGUGCAGAGAAGAAGCAAACGGACGUGAGUCGUGACCGUAUGAAGGCGCAAUAGCCAAGACCCCGUAAAAUAAAAUAUUACAAAUCCACAGGGAGUCUAAGCAGACCAGUCUCCUUAUUUAUAGCACCUUGAAAUCACACCGAGUAAGGACCAAAGCUUGGAAACACAAAACCAAUAGCCAACGCCCCUUGCUGCUGCUGUGACGUCUCUCUGAAUUUUCUGAUUAACAAUGGAGAACAGAAAAACCAGAAGCGUGUUUAGUGUCCCAAUGUGUGGUGAAGAACAGCUUGAGCUCUCAAGAGAUGGCAGCCAAUACAGUCUCUCUACAGGGAUAUUGCCUUCGCUUGGUGCAAGGUCUAGCAACCGGAGAGUCAAGCUCAGCCGCUUUAUUGUGUCACCUUAUGACCGCCGCUAUAGGGGAUGGGAAACAUAUCUUGUUGUUCUGGUCAUCUAUACUGCUUGGGUGUCGCCGUUUGAAUUUGGUUUCCUUAAGGGACCAGGGGGACCGCUCUCCAUUGUAGAUAAUGUUGUCAAUGGUUUCUUUGCUGUGGAUAUUGUUCUUACAUUCUUUGUGGCUUACCUGGAUAAGUCUACAUAUCUACUUGUUGAUGAUCACAAAAGGAUUGGUUGGAAGUAUGCAAGAUCCUGGUUUCUCUUUGAUGUCAUAUCCACAAUCCCGUCUGAACUUGCUACAAAGAUCUUUCCAAAAUCUGUGCAAUCUUAUGGCGUUUUCAACAUGCUUCGUCUUUGGCGUCUACGAAGAGUUAGUGCACUAUUUUCCAGAUUGGAGAAAGAUAGGAACUAUAACUACUUUUGGGUUCGGUGUGCAAAACUUAUUUGUGUCACUCUUUUUGCCAUUCACUGUGCUGGAUGCUUCUAUUAUCUUUUAGCUGCACGUUAUCGUGACCCCCAGAAAACGUGGAUGGGAGUAGAAAUCCUAGAAGAAAACAUGUGGAUUCGAUAUGUAACUUCAGUUUAUUGGUCUAUCACUACACUAACAACAGUUGGAUAUGGAGAUCUGCAUCCGGUGAAUACAAGGGAGAUGAUCUUUGACAUAGUCUACAUGCUCUUCAACCUGGGAUUGACAUCAUACUUAAUUGGAAAUAUGACCAACUUGGUUGUCCAUGGGACCAGUCGAACUAGAAAAUUUAGGGAUACCAUACAAGCUGCCUCCAGUUUUGCGCAGAGGAACCAACUGCCUGGCCGCCUGCAGGAUCAGAUGCUUGCACACUUGUGUCUGAAGUUCAGAACAGACUCAGAAGGACUGCAGCAACAAGAGACUCUUGAUGCCCUUCCUAAAGCCAUCCGCUCAAGUAUUUCACAUUAUCUUUUUUACUCUCUUGUCGAUAAAGUGUACUUGUUUCAUGGGGUUUCAAAUGACUUGCUUUUUCAGUUGGUGUCAGAGAUGAAAGCCGAGUAUUUUCCUCCCAAAGAAGAUAUAAUCUUGCAGAAUGAAGCACCCACUGAUUUCUACGUACUUGUCACUGGUGUUGCGGAUUUAGUGGUUCUCAAAAACGGAGUUGAACAGGUCAUUGGUGAGGUAAAAGCUGGUGAUCUUAUUGGUGAGAUUGGGGUGCUCUGUUAUAGGCCACAGCUCUUUACAGUUAGGACCAAAAGAUUGAGUCAGCUACUAAGGCUGAACCGUACUGCUUUCUUAAAUAUCGUUCAAGCUAAUGUUGGAGAUGGAACUGUAAUUAUGAAUAAUCUCCUCCAGCACUUGAAAGACCAAAAGGACCCAAUAAUGGAGGGAGUUCUGUUGGAGACAGAGAACAUGCUAGCUCGUGGUAGAAUGGACCUACCUCUCAGUCUAUGCUUUGCAGCAAGCAGAGGAGAUGACUUGCUGUUGCAUCAGUUGUUGAGACGGGGUCUCGAUCCAAAUGAAUCAGACAACAAUGGGAGGACAGCUCUGCAUAUAGCAUCAGCCAAAGGAAGUGAGAACUGCGUGCUUCUUCUACUGGACUUUGGGGCAGAUCCUAACAGUAAAGACACAGAUGGGAAUUCGCCACUUUGGGAGGCAAUUCAGAAUGGUCAUGAACCAAUUGCCAAGCUGCUGCAAGACAAUGGUGCAGAUUUCAACUCUGGGGACGUGGGUCAAUUUGCUUGCUCUGCCGCCGAGCAAAACAGGGUGGACUUGCUCAAGGAAAUCGUUGGACAUGGAGGUGAUGUCACACGACCUAAAGCCAAUGGAACCACAGCUCUCCAUGCUGCAGUGUCAGAAGACAACGUUGAAGUCGUCAAGUUCCUGUUGGACCAAGGGGCUGACAUUGACAAACCAGACCUCAAUGGCUGGACACCAAGAGCUCUGGCAGACCAACAGGGACAUGAAGACAUAAAGAACCUUUUCCACUCGAGGAAAGAAAUAUCCAAAUUUCUUUCUGUUACCACUCCCGAGCACCAGCAGAAUGGAACCCGUUUCAUUGGAAGGUUUACAAGCGAGCCAAACAUCCACCCUCCGUCCCAGGACGGCUCAUUUGCAGGAGCAGACGGAGGACCUUGGGGACGAAACCGGCCACGGCGCAGGACUAAUAACUUCCACAACUCACUCUUUGGCAUGAUGUCAGCUGCCCACACCGGCGAGAAAGACUUGUUUUUCGCGGUGAAGGGGACGAGAAGUCCAAAGAGUAAAAACUAUGGAAGUGACCCUGCUAGGGUGACAAUUAGUUGCCCUGAAAAGGGUGAAGUUAAAGGGAAGCUUGUGCUGCUUCCGGUGAGUUAUGAGGAGUUGCUUGAGCUUGGUGCAAAGAAAUUUGGCUUCUCACCGGCUAAGGUCGUAACCAAAGAAGGAGCUGAAAUUGAUGACAUAGAUGUAGUUAGAGAUGGUGAUCAUCUUAUUUUUGUAAGCGUUGGUGAAUCACAACAAGAACCUGAGACCCAGAAUUCUCCAAUUCAAGGAGAUUAACAUGUUGGGUUUUGAGAUGGAUUAAAAAAAGAAGGCCGUGGCUAACCUUUGUAUUUUGGGUCA